CGCCGAAUACCAGACGGAUAGUCCUUAUAUUGUGGAUGAUUUUGAUUAUGAAAGUAUCUUUUUGACCGGGGAUGAAAUUCCAUUGGAUGAGAAAAUUGAACGACUUAAUUUUCUUCAGAAUGAGGUCGAGCAAAGUUCUCCGGAAUCACUGAAAGAGUUUCUGAAAGCCUGCUUUCCCGAGUUUUCUGAAAAUAGGAUUGACGUCUUACUUUUGGAAAAUGAUAAUAAUGCUGAGACAGUUUCGGAUAUCAUUCUGAAUGAAAUAUGUUUGGCGGAGCAGACAAAUUGUGUAUAUUAUGAUUCUUUCCCUCUGACACCACCUAUUUCAGAGCGAGAUGAUGAUUUCUCGGUAUCUGACUCACGAUCUAAACAUCGAAAAAAGAAGAGACAUCGAAAAUCAAAAAAACAAGGCAUUGUCAUAUUUCAAAACAAUGCACUCCGGCCGAAUUCGAUGCCUAGUAGUAACCCAUCAUCACCUCAAAUGCCGUCUUCAUCAUCACCUCAAAUGCCGUCUUCAUCAUCACCUCAAAUGUCAUUUUCGCCAUCAUUUCAAGAUCUGUUUUUAUCAGAUGGUGCAAUUCUUAAUCUUGAGACUAGACAAUAUCAGGAUACGCAGAAGAAAGUAAAUUCGCGCAAUUAUGUGAAAUCGACAUCAGUUACGACUUUUCGUACUUCGAAAUCAUUGUCUACAGGUGAAUGUAUGAAGAAACGUAAUGAGGCCUUUAAAAAAGCUGUCAAUGCAUUCCAAAAAUCUAAAGGUUCACGCAACGGUGAAGGUGGUAUUGCAUUUCAUUAUUCAACUGAGAGAAACGGGGAUGCCAAUCUUUUAGACCUUCAUGGACUUCGCGUCGACGAGGCUUUAGUUGUAGUAAAAGAAAAGUUAGAUGAGUGGUAUCCAAAAGAAAUGAUAAGAGGUAAUCAUUCACCUAAUGGUGUGGCAAGAUUGCGAACGGAAGUCAAUCGCUUAUUGAUUAAAAAUAAUUGGGAUAUAUCCGAAUACAAAGG
Molecule: messenger RNA, 1005 nt
Organism: Racocetra fulgida
Lineage: Eukaryota; Fungi; Glomeromycota; Glomeromycetes; Diversisporales; Gigasporaceae
Source: the annotation of a GenBank genome assembly